Messenger RNA from Prunus mume (Japanese apricot), 634 nucleotides. Lineage: Eukaryota; Viridiplantae; Streptophyta; Magnoliopsida; Rosales; Rosaceae. The record is from RefSeq and is a predicted model, not a curated record.
AAAAAAAAAAAAAAAAAAAAAAAAUCUUCGGUUUAUAGUUAUUGCACACGCUUUAGGUUGGGAGGCUUGCUCGCCCAUUGAUCUCUCUCCAAUUUGAAUCGUCCCAUGGCCAAAAGCGCGUUCAAGAUGGAGCACCCUCUCGAAAGGAGACAAGCAGAAGCUGCUCGCAUAAGAGAGAAGUAUCCUGACAGAAUUCCAGUGGUCGUGGAAAGGGCUGAGAAGAGUGACGUGCCAGAAAUUGACAAGAAAAAAUACCUGGUGCCUGCUGAUCUGACUGUUGGCCAGUUCGUGUAUGUGGUUCGGAAAAGGAUCAAGCUCGGUCCUGAGAAGGCUAUUUUCAUUUUUGUUAAGAAUAUUUUACCACCCACAGCGGCUAUGCUGUCUGCAAUUUACGAGGAAAAUAAGGAUGAAGACGGUUUCCUUUACAUGACCUACAGCGGGGAGAACACAUUUGGGACAUUCUGAAAACUCAGAACAAUAAAACAAGUUCAAGGAGUUGUAAAUUAUCUUUCUGUCCAGUAGUUUGAUGAUGCACUUGCUGAGACAUGUUCUUGGUUUUGGAUUGAUGACCCUUUAUGUUAUGUAAGUAGAUGACAAUGCGUGCGUUUUUGUGUGUUCGUAAUUAGAUCCCCAA